Molecule: messenger RNA, 852 nt
Organism: Suillus paluster
Lineage: Eukaryota; Fungi; Basidiomycota; Agaricomycetes; Boletales; Suillaceae
Exons: 1
Coding region: 1-852 (283 amino acids)
Biological process (GO): canonical NF-kappaB signal transduction
Source: RefSeq, a predicted model, not a curated record
AUGACUGCUGAAGACCGUAUCUUCCUCAAGCAGCUCGAGGAACUCCGCCUCGACCAGCAUCGCAGACAUACGCUGGGGGAUGCUAGGGAGACCGUCGCACGCGCUGAAGAUUUGGGUCCGCAACGUGAGUUGGAGCAUGCGGAGCGCGACCGCCAAGCAGCUUUGCGAGUGGAGGAGAAUGCGCGUAGGCAGAAGGAAGAGGAGGAAUUGCGCCGUUUGGAAGAACUGCGUCGUAAAGAGGAGGCACGUCGUCGGCAGGAGGAGGAGAAGCGCAGGGAAGAAGAGUCCAGGCGUCGCGCCGAGGAACGCGCGCGCCUUCGUGAGGAGCGCGAGCGCGAGCUUCAGGCUAAACGUGAGGCUUUCCGUAAGGCCCAGGAGGAAGCAGAGCGCCGGGCCCGCGAGCAAGCAGCACAGCGCCUUCGUGAAGAGGCAGAACGUCAAACGAGGUUGCGCCAGGAAGAGCUUCGCCGGAACGCAGCUCAAGCAGAUCUCGUGGCGUUCUUCGAACUGCAUGACGCUAAAUGGGAGGAGCUCAGAAAGAGCAAGACUUUGACUUCGGUCAUGCUCUGCGAGAUGCCGUGGCCCAUCUUUGAGCAAGGCUGCACCUCCGCCGAUGAUAUCACCCGCCGCGGCAUGGAUGAAUUCAUCUUCCACCCCCUCCGCCCGGGGAUGGAGAUCAAGUCGCGCAAGGACCGAUUGAAGGUAGAGAUGCUUAGAUUCCACCCUGACAAGUUUAACUCGCACAUCGUGUGCAAGUUACGGGAGUGCGAUAGGGAGAAGGCGAUCGAGAUCGCAGGUGCAGUGGCUAGAAUACUGACUGACAUGAUGACUGAGGAGAUUAGGAGGGAGUAG